Molecule: messenger RNA, 745 nt
Organism: Schistocerca piceifrons (Central American locust)
Lineage: Eukaryota; Metazoa; Arthropoda; Insecta; Orthoptera; Acrididae
Product: cilia- and flagella-associated protein 57-like
Exons: 5
Coding region: 14-745 (243 amino acids)
Source: RefSeq, a predicted model, not a curated record
UGGAGUCGAGUCUAUGGAAAAAGAGUUCAUGGAUUUGCAAAAAAUGAGAACUCACUUAAGACUCUGCAUAAAUGAUCUUAAUGAAAAGUUAAAAGGAAAGGAAGCUGCAUUACAUACAGUGAAUCAGGCAAAUUUGAAAAACAAAGCUACACUUUUACAGCUUCAAAAUGACCUGCAGCAAACAUCAGAGUUCAUCCAAGAUGCAGUGCAGCUAAAAUCAUUUGUAAAGAAACUGUACCAUAAAUACGGAGAAUCUAAAACAAAAGCAACUGAAGAUAGCAAGAAAAUGGACAUGCAUGCUGAGUUAAUGCGUCAGAGACAGCAUCUUGAAGAAACAGUUCAGUCUCUUAGGAAUCAAGUAUACAAGAAUUCUUUGCAGAAGCAAAAGAAUGCUUCAAGGAUUAUGCAGGAAAACAAAGAAUUACUUACAGAACUCAACAUGCUCCGUACGAAGCUUAAAGAAACACAAGAGCAUUGUGCAGAAAUGGAGGCAAUCAUUGGUGUCAAUAAACGAUGUAUGUCCCCAGAGAAAGCUCGUGCAUGUUUAGAAAAGGCCAUCAGAAACAAUGAGGCUAUUGAAUAUGAGUAUCAGCAAAAACUGAAUGUAAGUUGUAGUGCUUUAUAUCAAUUGCCUGAUGAUAAGUUGGAUAUAAACUAUAACUCAUCACAAGUGACUGCUUUGGACAAGUUUCACACAAAUGCAAAGGCCUAUGUUAAUACAAUAUUAUACAUGCAAUCAGUGUGA